This is a messenger RNA of Dimorphilus gyrociliatus, 1139 nucleotides long. The record is from the annotation of a GenBank genome assembly. Lineage: Eukaryota; Metazoa; Annelida; Polychaeta; Dinophilidae.
AAUUAAAUCAAUUAAUCAACACUGCUGUAAAGUUGUUUGGGUAUACUUUUGAAUAUACAAACAUGCGAAAGAUAGCUACAAUCCUUCUUCCACUUUUCGCUUACACUCUGGCCAACGAUUGCAUUGGUAAACCCGACGGAACUCAUGUUCACCAAGCUUGUAAUUACUAUGUAGAAUGUCGUAAUCAACAAGAAGUUCCCGUCUAUUGUAAUCCACCAUCGGUUUAUAAUCAUGUGAAGAGAAAAUGCGAUAAUCCUCAGAACACACCACCUCCUUGCGGAGCUGAAGAGAAGUGCGAUGGUUUGCCAAACGGAAGGUAUCCCCUAUUGAAUCUUCAAUGCCAAUGCUAUUUUACUUGUCAAGGAGGCACAAACAUUGGAACCCAAUGCUGUCCAAAUAAUUUGGUUUGGGAUGUAUUUACCGAUGUAUGUAAUUGGCCAAAUCUAACGCCUCCACCUUGCGGAACUAAACCACCAGAGAUUCCUCUUCCCACUACAGCAGCACCCCUGCCUACUACUAACACACCAAAGCCUGCUACUACUCAGGGUGCAAUUCCUCAAACAACUUCACAAUUUGGCUGUCCGCCUACCAAUUUUUGCCAAUCAAAUCAAAUAUGCUGCUGGCAUAAACCAACUAUUUCUGGUUGUUGUAACAGCGGUUUUAAAUGUUGUCCAUCGAUAAGAGGCGAUGACCAUGAUUGCUGUCCAGUAAAUGAAGUCGUUUACGCUUUGGCCAACGAUUGCAUUGGUAAACCCGACGGAACUCAUAUUCACCAAGCUUGUAAUUACUAUGUAGAAUGUCGUAAUCAACAAGAAGUUCCCGUCUUUUGUAAUCCACCAUCGGUUUAUAAUCAUAUGAAGAGAACAUGCGAUAACCCUCAGAACACACCACCUCCUUGCGGAAAUGAAGAGAAGUGCGAUGAUUUACCAAACGGAAGGUAUCCCCUAUUGAAUCUUCAAUGCCAAUGCUAUUUUACUUGUCAAGGAGGCACAAACAUUGGAACCCAAUGCUGUCCAAAUAGUUUGGUUUGGGAUGUAUUUACCGAUGUAUGUAAUUGGCCAAAUCUAACGCCUCCACCUUGCGGAUCUAAACCACCAGAAGCUACUCCUACCCCUUCUCUAAAGGCUAAUCCGGAAUAG